AUGCAUGUUAAACGUAAAUGCAUGGGAAAAAAGAAGCGCCAUAGUGGUAAAGGCUUAGUCAACAAAAUCAUCAACAGUCUACCAGUUGAAUUACAUAUACCUGGCUAUCAAUACUGUGGACCCGCUUGCAAAGAGCACGAUAUUGCGUACUUGAAGAAUCGGGAAAACCUAGAACAUAGAGGGGCGGCUGACAGGAUACCUGCCGACAAAGCUUGGAAACCUGUAUUCGCGAAGGACGCGAGCAUCGGUGAGAAGGCAGCUGCCUGGUCUGUAGCGAAUAUAAUGAACGCUAAAUCAAAACUCGGAAUGGGUAUCACGAAAAAGAAGAAAAAGCCUAAGAAGAAGAUAACGCUGAGAAAAGUUAUCGAAGCAGCCAAACGAUCGAUGACACAAAGCAACGAUGCACAGGCAGUAAUUCAGUCUGUUCUUAAGGGUGCGCAAACAGUUGUCAAUCAGGCUGGUGGAAAGAAGAAUAUACGUGCACCACGUGUUCUACCCGUACCAUCCAAAGUUGGAGGUUUACUGCCGUUUCUCGUACCUAUGUUUGCGGGUCUGAGCGCUGCUGGAGUGUUAGCAGGAGGCAAAGGACUGUACUUGAAACCCUACAAGAAGGGACUGGGCAUUCAUCUAAAGCCAAAAAACUUGAAGUGA
Molecule: messenger RNA, 651 nt
Organism: Cephus cinctus (wheat stem sawfly)
Lineage: Eukaryota; Metazoa; Arthropoda; Insecta; Hymenoptera; Cephidae
Exons: 3
Coding region: 1-651 (216 amino acids)
Source: RefSeq, a predicted model, not a curated record